ACUGUGAUUAUGAUGAGGUUUUUUUACCUUACGUCUUGGUAGUUUUUAAUAGUUGUAUUCAUUCUCUAAAUCAAACCAGUGUUUAUGAAGGUGGCGAAUCUCCACCUGUGGAAUAUCUAUCCAAGCCUUCAAACUAAGCAGACAUGAAUCACAUUGCUUUUUGCACUAAAACACUCAAGCCUUCAACUCUACUGCAAUUUACGAUGGUGGGAACUCGCAUGGCCGCCGCAGUCGGCGCGAUGACAAUCGCUCACACGAUGCCAGCUUCUGCCCAGAACAUGUCGUUUAACGCCGACAACUUUUACCGCAGCAAUAACGUCACCAUCCAGCCCAUUACGUUCCCGAACCAGUUCAAGAUGAAUGUCGCUGGCAAUCUCUUCACUCCCAAGAACCUCGAUACGAAUGGGAGCGCUCCGGCGAUCAUCGUCGGCCACCCCAUGGGUGCUGUGAAGGAGCAGAGUGCGAACCUCUAUGCCACCAAGAUGGCCGAGCAGGGCUUCGUCACCGUCUCUAUCGAUCUCUCCUUCUGGGGAGGUAGUGACGGAGAGCCGCGUAACGCGGUGUCGCCAGACUUGUACGCCGAGUCUUUCAGUGCUGCGGUCGACUACCUCACUCUGCAGAGUUUCAUCGAUAGUGAACGCAUUGGCGCCCUGGGUAUUUGUGGCAGUGGAUCCUUCGCGAUCAGCGCCGCCAAGAUCGAUUCGCGCAUCAAGGCCGUUGCCACGUCUUCGAUGUAUGACAUGGGCGCCGUAAACCGCAACGGUUUGAGGCACUCUCAGACUGUCGAGCAACGCAAGGAGAUCAUUGACCAGAUGUCCCAACAGCGCUCUAUCGAAACUGCCGGUGGCGAGGUGCAGUACACGAGCGGCACGGUGCACGAACUUACUCCCGACACACCCGAAAUCCAGCGUGAGUUCUACGACUUCUACCGUACGGUGCGAGGUGAGUACACGCCGCCGGGCUCUUCGACCAACGUUACCACCCACCCGACGCUCUCAAGCACUGCGAAGUUCUUGAACUUCUACCCGUUCAACGACAUCGACACCAUCUCACCGCGUCCGCUUCUGUUUGUCACCGGUGACCAAGCACACUCUCGCGAAUUCAGCGAGGAUGCCUACGCCGGUGCGGCUGAGCCCAAGGAGCUAUACCGGGUGGCUGGAGCUGGUCACGUUGACCUCUAUGAUCGUGUCGAUCUGAUUCCUUUCGACAAGUUCACCGAGUUUUUCACGACUGGAUUGGCAGCGAAUGCUACUCAAGGAUAAAUCUACCUGGGCAAUCCUCAGCGAGACAAAGCCAGAAUCCCGUGACAAAACAUGCAGCAUCAAAGUUCGCCAUCGAACUCAUCACACUUCUUCUCUAAAACAAUAAAAAAAGAACGUGUUGCUGCAAUUUUGAUAAAGAACUGCUCCAGACUGGGCUCAUAAACACCCAAUUUGUGGCACGUAGCUUCCAGAAAACGUUGGGCGGGUGCAUGGGUAUGAUUGAAUACAUUAAUGAAUAGGCUACCCAGUCCUAUAAACCGAGCAACAUUAUCAUAACGGAGAAGGGAGCAACG
Molecule: messenger RNA, 1555 nt
Organism: Phytophthora nicotianae INRA-310
Lineage: Eukaryota; Oomycota; Peronosporomycetes; Peronosporales; Peronosporaceae
Exons: 1
Coding region: 144-1262 (372 amino acids)
Molecular function (GO): hydrolase activity
Source: RefSeq, a predicted model, not a curated record